GCUUACACAAAACCGCAGGAUGAGGAAGAAGUGCACUGGGAGUGACCAAUGAAGACAAGUUCGGUUAGCAUUGUUCUGCUGACACCAACACUUACACUGUUAUAAAACCCCCCAAUUCCCUCUUUUUUCUUCCCUUUUUCCUUCCCUUCCUUCUUCCCUUCCCUUCCUUGAUCCGCUUCUUUAAGCCCCCAAAGAUUUUUUCUUUCACUUUGCCAGAACUACCCCACUAAUGAAAUGGGAGCGUGAAGGUGUAGUUCAACGCAGCUAACACAGGGAGCGCUUCUUCGUCUUAUGGCAUGCCUGCGGAAGAACGACCACUGCGUCCAUUUUGACCCUCUUUCAAUUUCCCAUUUUGACCCUCUUUCCCUCCUUUAUCAUCCUCGCCAAUCGCAUCAUGAUUCUCAGCUUCUUUAUACCCUUCUUCCUCUUCUUCACUCCAAUUGCUUCCGUGCAAGCAUUCACUGGAACCUAUGGUAUAAAUUAUGGGAGGAUUGCAAAUAACAUCCCCUCGCCUGAUGAAGUUGUUACUCUUCUCAGAGCAGCAAAAAUAAGGAACGUUAGAAUCUACGACGCUGAUCACAGUGUUCUCAAGGCCUUUAGUGGAACUGGGCUUGAACUUGUAGUUGGAGUCACCAAUGGACAGCUGCAAGACUUUAGUUCGAAUGCAGACCAUGCUUUGAACUGGGUAAAAGACAACGUGCAGUCAUUUCUUCCUGACACACGCAUUCGUGGAAUUGCUGUGGGCAACGAAGUUUUGGGUGGGGAGGACUAUUCUCUGUGGGGAAUUCUUCUAGGUGCUGUAAAAAAUAUUUAUAAUGCUACGAAGAAACUUCAUCUGGAUGAACUAAUUCAGAUUUCUACUGCAAAUUCAUUUGCCGUUUUUGCGAAUUCCUACCCUCCCUCCUCUUGUAAAUUUAAUGAUAAUGUGAAUCAGUUUAUGAAGCCACUACUUGACUUCUUCCAACAGAUUGGGUCUCCUUUCUGUUUGAAUGCUUACCCUUUUCUAGCUUACGUGAGUGAUCCUGAACAUAUUGAUAUAAAUUAUGCACUUUUUCAACCAACAAAGGGAAUUUAUGAUCCAACGUAUGAUCUGCACUAUGAUAACAUGCUUGAUGCUCAGAUUGAUGCAGCUUAUGCUGCUUUGGAGAAUGCUGGAUUUGACAAAAUGGAAGUCAUAGUUACUGAGACUGGGUGGGCCUCGAAUGGAGAUCAAAGUGAAGCUGGAGCAAAUUCAACUAAUGCAAGGACUUAUAAUUAUAACUUGCGUAAAAGGCUUGCAAAGAGGAAAGGAACCCCACAUAGGCCUAAAAAUGUUGUGAAGGCAUACGUUUUUGCCAUGUUCAAUGAGAACCAGAAGGGUGGGCAUUCCUCUGAGAGGAACUAUGGACUGUUCAAAGCUGAUGGGAGUAUAUCAUAUGAUGUCGGAUUUCAUGGACUUAAUGCUGGAGAUUCAUCUCAUUUGUCUCUUAAGAAUAUCAAAUCUCAAGGUUUGUCCCGAUCCUACACAAUGGUAUUCUCUCUAUCUGCUUUGAUGCUACUGAUUUGCUGGAGUUAGUGAUCUGAUGAUAUGAACCUCCAUACUAAACCAGUUCCUAGCAAUGAAGAAGGGGUUUGGCUUUGCUGCACUUCAUGUCCCCCCCUGUAGAUCAAAAUUAUACCAUUGAUUGUCAUAUUGUCAUAAAGCAAUAUCUAGAAAUUAUGAUGUUUUUUGCCCCAUAUUCAGCAAAUGCGUAAUUAUUUAACCUCAUAAAGCAUUUUCCCUUCGAUGAGAUCUGGAAUUUUCACUUCGAACACCGUCAUAUGCCUCUUUUUCUUUGGUACAAAACAUGGCCAUAUCCCUAAAGCAUAUAUCUCUUUUUCUUUGUUGGUCAUCCCCAAAGCAUAUAACUCCUUUUUCCUAAGGAUGGAAGCCCAUCAGACAAGGCCUGGCGAGCCAGUUGAGAAAGAAAAGUUUUUUUUUUUUUUAAAUAUAUUUAAAUUUGAAGAAUGACAAAUGCAUGUAUAAUAAUAAAUGUAAGAAAUAAAACCUAAAGAUUAGGGCCAAACAAAAAAUGGGCUCUGACUGGUUUUUAAUUGACGUAAGACUCAGUCGAUCUCUACGUCCAAUCUGCUAGGAAGAGUGAAACGGUAAGGGUGCUGACUUGGCUCGAGUUUGAAGACAUCAAUGUUGUUUUGUACUGAGUAAAAGAGACAAUUACAUUAAUACCUCUUCACCAUUAUUAGCUUAUGAAUUAAUUAAGCAAUAACAAUUAUUUUGUUGACUC
Molecule: messenger RNA, 2264 nt
Organism: Abrus precatorius (Indian licorice)
Lineage: Eukaryota; Viridiplantae; Streptophyta; Magnoliopsida; Fabales; Fabaceae
Product: glucan endo-1,3-beta-glucosidase 14-like
Exons: 3
Coding region: 395-1555 (386 amino acids)
Biological process (GO): carbohydrate metabolic process
Cellular component (GO): plasma membrane
Molecular function (GO): hydrolase activity, hydrolyzing O-glycosyl compounds
Source: RefSeq, a predicted model, not a curated record